Rotaria sp. Silwood2 is the source of this 1158-nucleotide messenger RNA. Lineage: Eukaryota; Metazoa; Rotifera; Eurotatoria; Philodinida; Philodinidae. The record is from the annotation of a GenBank genome assembly.
AUGUCUCAAUAUGAUCAAUGUUCAUUGAAUAGUAUAUGUGGAUGUCUGCAUACAAUAAAUAAUAUUGAUAACAGUAUUUGUGUUUCUCUAUGGUUGACUUGUUCAGAAUUGGUUUCAUGUGCAUCUCCAAAUAAUAUGUGUUAUGCACCUGAUCAUAUCUGUGUUCAUCAUCCACAAUGUUAUGAUCAUCCUGUUUGUUAUCCUUUGUCACAGGCUAAUCAACAAAUUUGUCCACCAAUGAUAACUUCGUCACCACCAUUGAAGCCCAGUGAUGGUAUUUGUGAAAAUGCAAUAUGGUCUACAAAUGGUACUACUGUAGCUGGUAGUGACGGUCUUGGAUCUGCACUUUAUCGAUUGUAUGGUCCUUGGGGACUUUUUGUUGAUGACUAUCAAUCUGUUUAUGUGGCAGAUUCGAAGAAUCAUCGUAUAGUUAAAUGGAUAAAAGGUGCUUCGAGUGGUCAACUAGUCGCAGGUGGAAAAGGAAGUGGAAAUAAUAAUGAUCAAUUGAAUCAUCCAUCGGAUGUUAUUGUCGAUAGUGAUGGAACAAUUUACAUUAGUGAUACGGAAAAUCAACGUAUUCAACAAUGGUUUCAAGGUGCUAAAGUUGGAAAAACCAUUAUUAAAGAUAUAUUGUCUCCUGUUGGCAUAUCACAAGAUAAACAAGGAUUAUUCUAUGUAUCUGAUUGGAGAAAAGGUGAAGUGAGAAAAUGGCGUAUUGGUGCGACAACGGGACAACUGGUUGCAUCAAGACUUGGUGGUCCACGAUUUUUGUUCAUUGAUCGAAACCAAUCUAUUUACGUAGCCGAGGAAAGACGUGAUCGAGUAAUAAAAGUCGAUGAUACUUCAGCUACACAAUUUUCAAUUCUUGCGGGUGGAUCUCUCGGCGAUGGUUUAGAUCAAUUGUUACAACCGUACAGUGUUAUUGUUGAUGAAUUAGGCACUCUCUAUGUUGCCGAUACUAAUAAUCACCGAAUAAUGCGUUGGACACGAGGAGCUAAAUCUGGCAAAGUAAUAGCUGGCGGUCGUGGUAUAGGUUCUCGAUAUGAUCAACUUAGCUAUCCACAUGAUCUAUCAUUCGAUCUUAGCGGUAAUCUCUACGUAGUUGAUUAUGGAAAUCAUCGUGUGCAAAAAUUCACUAUUGAUAAGAGUUUAUGUUAA